AUGACAGAUGGCAGCCUGGCAGGGCUGAGGAGCGGCAAAGAGGUGAUGGCUGAGGCUGAAGAGAAGAGGGCGAAGGACGAGGCCAGGUUCGCCCAGCUGGAUCCGUCCGUCAGUGGUCGGGGGGCACAGACAGUGUACCGCGACAAAGCAGGCAAGCGAUUGAGCAAUCUGGAGGCCAUCAUGGCGGAGGAGAAGGCCAAGAAGAGCCGCGUGCUGCCACCACCCGAGUGGGGCAAGGGUUUGGUGCAGAAGAGGCAGGCGGAGAGGCAGCAGGCUGACCUGGAUGCCGUUGCUGCUCGCCCUUUUGCCGCCUACGAGAACGACGAGGAGCGUGAUCGCAUGCUCAAGAAUGCCGUGCGCUUUGGCGACCCCAUGGCGCAUCUCGUUAAGAGCAACAUAUCAGCAGAUACCCUUCUGGAGGAUCUCAGUCGCGACCCAGCCAUGCAGGCCUCUGGCUUCACGGUGCCACAGGCCAUCCCCCCCCACAGCUGGCUCAAGCGCCGCGUGUCCGCCCCUCACAACCGCUACGGCAUCCGCCCUGGCCGCCACUGGGACGGUGUUGACCGCAGCAACGGAUUUGAGCGGGAGAUGUUCAAGCAGAAGAAUGAGAUGCAGGCGCGGGAGCAGGAGGCCUUCAUGUGGUCCGUUGCAGACAUGUAA
Closterium sp. Yama58-4 is the source of this 660-nucleotide messenger RNA. NCBI's taxonomy places the organism in Eukaryota, Viridiplantae, Streptophyta, Zygnematophyceae, Desmidiales, Closteriaceae. The record is from the annotation of a GenBank genome assembly.